CAUGGCGACGUUGCUGACAAGUGAGACAGUAUGGUAACAGAUUUACGGUGUUUUUUGGACACGUAGAACGCCUCUUUUAAAGAUUGCCAUUGGACUGAACUGGUUAUUCCUCCAUGUGUCAGUCGUUCGUUCGUAUUUUCAUUCUUAUCAGAUGACUCUCAGUUGCUGGCGAGCCAGUUAAGCACCAAAAUGCAGUCAGUGAAGGUCGGCUGUUCGGCUUUGCUUGCAUCCCGAGCUCUCUGCUCAGUUAGGAUUUAUUGUCCUCAGCUUGUUAAAAUAUCGGCGGCCCCCUGUCGUGUUACUUGUUCUGUCAGCCAGGCUCGCUUUUGUCGGACAGCAGCCACGCCAGAGGAGACCGUGGUUAUUCGUGUUCCUCGCUACAUACAGAAACGCCUCGAAAGCGUGAAGCAGACUCGCGGCAAAAACAAGAUCAGCACCGUCAGAGCCGGCAAGAUCCUGAUCCAGAGCAAGAACCCUGAACUGAACCAGUCUGCGGGAUACAUACUUGGGAAGUUCGAGCAGCCCAGUCUUUGCUCGAAAGGAUGGAAACACAGCAAAUCUUUCGGUGACUAUUUCACCAUUAAUAACAUCAAGACUGUUGCACCCUAUGUAACUGAAAGCCAAAAAGAGGACGAUGAACAGAAAACAUCAGUGACCUUUAACAACCUCCAUAUUUGCAAGGAGCUGGUGGAAGCUUUGGACAGACUCAACAUUACCCACCCCACCACUGUACAGCUGCAGACCAUCCCAAAGAUUAUGAAGGGUCACAAUAUUCUUUGCGCUGCAGAGACGGGCAGUGGGAAAACUUUGAGUUAUCUCCUGCCUAUUAUUCACAGACUGCAGGCUGAGAAGGAGAUGCACUCUCGGAGAUCACACCAAAUUCGCACCUUGGUUCUCGUGCCUUCCAGAGAGCUAGCUGAGCAAGUGACCGCUGUGUCCCGGACUCUGUGUGCUCCAUUUGACCUGCAGACGCGGACUGUGGGUGGUGGGCGAGGUGUCGGACACAUCAAGAUGGUCUUCAGGAGGAAUCAUCCAGAUAUUUUGGUGGCUACACCAGGUGCUCUGGUCAAAGCCCUGAGGAGACGCUGCCUGGACUUGGAUGAACUAAGGUUCUUAGUUGUAGACGAGGCUGAUACUAUGUUCGACCCCAGCUUUUCUGCCAUGCUUGAGAGCAUCCUGCUCCAUGCACACAUUGCUAGCCAUCCCAAGCAAAUACACGGCCUGAACCAGAAAGCCCAAUUACUGGUGGUGGGGGCCACCUUCCCCGGUGGUGUUGGGGAAGUGCUCAGCCAGGUGACAGACCUUGGCAGGAUGGUCGUCAUAAAGAGUAAGAUGCUGCACUUCCUCAUGCCGCAUGUGAAGCAGACCUUUCUGAAGGUAAAGGGUGCUGACAAAAUCCUGGAGCUUCACCAAGCCCUGAAGCUUCUUCAACGAGACAAAGGAGGAGGUGGUGUUCUGGUGUUCUGCAACAAGUCUGCCACCGUCAACUGGUUGGGGUACGCAAUGGAAGAGAUGGGGGUUGAGCAUGCACGUCUGCAAGGGGAGAUGCCUGCGACUGUGCGUACAGGAAUCUUCCAGUCUUUCCAGAAGGGCACGGUGGAUGUGUUGAUUUGCACAGACAUUGCCUCUCGUGGCCUGGACACAUCCCGCGUGCGCUUGGUUGUCAACUAUGACUUUCCAGAGUCCCACACGGACUACAUCCACAGGGCAGGGAGAGUGGGGAGAGCGGGAGGGGUGGAGGAUGGGGAGGUGCUCAGCUUCGUCACUCACCCCUGGGAUGUGGAGCUGGUGCAGAAGAUUGAGACUGCUGCACGGAGGAGAACUAGUUUGCCAGGGAUGGAGUCUGAAAUACAUCAGCCAAAACCCAAAGCAGGAGAGGCACAGGAAUAGAAGAAGUGUAUGAGUGGAAAAUCUGCCUGUGAACUUUGUUGCUGUGUGUGUGUGUGUGUGUGUGUAAUGUUGUGGUGACAUAUUCUAAAUAUGCAAAAUUGGUCAGAUUUUCAGCUGAAAUGUUAAGCAAGAUAUGCACUGAUUGCUAAAAAAACAGUGUGAUGUAAUAUAUUUUUGCCUUCAUUUAAAAAAUGUUCUAAUUCAGAUAUUGUUUGUACAAAUGAUUUUGCUAAGCAAUUACUUGUUAAGACCUAGAUGAUUUUUUUUUCCAGUAUCUAAUGCAGUAUGUGUGUUAAAAUGUUUUCAGUUGAAAGUAGAAUUGCAUUUUCUUCUCAACUUGUUUUGUUCACCUCAGCCAUUUAACUGAGCAGUAUUUCAGCUUUUGGGCCCGAGAGUUGGAAUUUGUAAAUGUUUGAUGUUUGUGAAAUGUACCAUCCAAUUUCUUCAAAGCAAGAACAAGAUAAAAAAAAAAAAACAAUUUAUUAAUAGACAUGGCUGUUUACUUUUUCAAAUACAACCUUUUUGAUCACUACGAACCAAAUACCAUCCAGGAUAUGGUAAGGGUAUAUGCUAUUAAAUUAAGCUACAAUCAGUGUCUCAAACAUUGGCAAAUUGCACUGAAACUGCUGCAUCUAGAUCUAGAAAAACUGAAAAGCACACU
Molecule: messenger RNA, 2551 nt
Organism: Toxotes jaculatrix (banded archerfish)
Lineage: Eukaryota; Metazoa; Chordata; Actinopteri; Toxotidae
Product: probable ATP-dependent RNA helicase DDX28
Exons: 1
Coding region: 190-1890 (566 amino acids)
Biological process (GO): mitochondrial large ribosomal subunit assembly
Cellular component (GO): mitochondrion
Molecular function (GO): ATP binding; nucleic acid binding; RNA helicase activity
Source: RefSeq, a predicted model, not a curated record